ACUAUUUCUCUUAUUGUAUCAUAUCAUCAAUUUACCACGUUUACGACAUCAGUCUAUAAGUCUCCAUCUAUAAUUUUUCUUAUAUAAACAUAUUAUCCAUCCAUACAUGCCACACAUUAUAACUUCCACUCCAUUCACUAGCACCACUACACUUUCACGCGCCACCACACCACUACCAUGUCGCACAACCACAACUUCCUCAUCGUCACAUACCCUUUACAAGGUCAUAUUAACCCUGCUCUCCAAUUCGCCAAGCGACUCGUCACUAUGGGCGCACACGUCACCUUCACCACCACUAUCUACUUACACCGUCGCCUUAUCAACAAACCAACCAUUCCCAACCUCUCCUUCGCCGCCUUCUCCGACGGCUACGACGACGGUUACAAUUCCAACGCCAUCGUCGACCUCUCUACCUACAUGUUGGAGCUAAGUAGCCGCGGCUCAGAAUUUCUCAGAAAUAUCAUACUCUCCGCAAAACAUGGAAAUCACCCAUUCACUUGUUUGGCUUACACGCUCCUCCUUCCUUGGGCUGCCAACGUAGCGCGUGAGCUUCAACUCCCAUAUGCGCUACUCUGGAUUCAAGCUGCAACGGUUUUUGAUAUUUACUAUUACUACUUGCACGAACACGGUGACUACAUCACAAACAAAUCAAAAGACGCCACGUGUAACAUAGAAUUACCGGGAUUGUCAUUCUCGCUUAAAAGCCGUGACCUUCCGUCUUUUUUACAGGCUUCAAACAUUUACACUUUUAUCCUUUCAUCUAUGAAAGAGCAAUUUCGAAUACUGGACGAAGAAACUAACCCGAUAGUACUUGUGAACACCGUUGAUGAAUUUGAACUUGAAUCAGUUAGAGCCAUUGAUGAUAAGAUUAAAAUGAUACCAAUCGGACCGUUGAUUCCAUCUGCUUAUUUGGACGGUAAAGAUCUUACUGAUACUUCGUUUGGUGGUGACGUCAUCCGUGUAGACUCAGAGGAUUACAUUGAAUGGCUGGAUUCGAAAGAUGAAUCGUCUGUCGUUUAUGUUUCAUUUGGUUCUUUUUCUGUUUUGCCUAAGAAACAAAUGGAGGAAUUCGCGCGUGCGUUGUUGGAUUCUGGAUUGAAUUUCUUAUGGGUAAUUAGAGAGAAAAAAGUAGACGAAAAAAAAGAGGAUGAUGAGUUGAGUUGUAAAGAGGAACUUGAAAAGAAUGUUAACGGGAAGAUAGUGAAAUGGUGUUCGCAAGUGGAGGUUCUGUCGCAUUCUUCAGUGGGAUGUUUUGUGACACACUGCGGAUGGAAUUCGACGACGGAGAGUUUGGUAUCGGGAGUUCCUAUGGUGGCGUUUCCUCAGUGGACGGAUCAAAGUACAAAUGCGAAACUAAUUGAAGAUGUGUGGAAGUGUGGGGUGAGGAUGGAUAAUAAUCGUGACGAGGAAGGGAUAGUGAAAGCUGAUGAAAUCAGGAGGUGUUUGGAAUUGGUGAUCGGAGGUGGAGAAAAAGGAGAGGAACUGAAAAGGAAUGCUGAGAAAUGGAAGAGUUUGGGUAGGGAGGCUGUGAAGGAAGGAGGGUCUUCAGAUAAGAAUCUUAAGAGUUUUCUUCAUCAUAUUGGAUCUAUUUAGGUGAAAUCAUUAGUUUGCUAUUAUUUCCUCUUAUUUUUGGCUAUAGAGCUAACUAGUUUGUUGGGUGGUUAAUUUGGGGAAAAUAAAUGUUAGAAUGUCUCCCAAUAAAUGAUACACUACAUUCAAUUCCAAUUAAAACAUGUUGCUAUUUAAUAACGGCUUGCUUGCUACAUUGUGUAUCACUUUUUUAAUUAUCAUUUCUAUUAGAUGUUGAACAGAAUAUA
Molecule: messenger RNA, 1817 nt
Organism: Cicer arietinum (chickpea)
Lineage: Eukaryota; Viridiplantae; Streptophyta; Magnoliopsida; Fabales; Fabaceae
Gene: UGT75L8
Product: phloretin 4'-O-glucosyltransferase
Molecular function (GO): quercetin 3-O-glucosyltransferase activity; quercetin 7-O-glucosyltransferase activity
Source: RefSeq, a predicted model, not a curated record